AUGGGCCCGCUGGUCGUAAUUGUUGUGCAGUGCUGGUGCUUGUUCGGCGGUGCCAUCUCGCAGGCGAUCGACGUGUACGAGUCGCUGCUGGAGCGGGUGGGCGGCCGCGGCCAGCUGCCGCUGCUGGUGCACCACUUCCUGGCGCAGGUGGCCGCCGUGUUCCGGCACCCGUCGCUCGGCCUGACGGUGACACUCUCCUUCCCCGAGGUGGAGCUCUGGAGGGAGCGGCCGCCCGCCGCUCGCGGUGCCGCUAACUCCACCCUGGAUCGGUUCUGUGAGCUGCACGCCGGCGUCCAGCAGCGCGCAGGCCACCGCUGGGACGUCGGGAUGCUGCUGGUCGGCGGACCACUGGGCGUGCCACAGCGCAGUGCGCUGGGCGUGGCGCGGCUGGGGACCGUUUGCGGGGAGGUUGCGGACGGCGCGCACUCCGGCUGCGCGGCCGUCCAGUUCGGCGCCGUGGCGGGCCGAGAGGACGCGCUGCCCACACACGGACUGGGCCUGGCUGCGCUCACUGCCGCACACGAGCUGGGACACACGCUCGGGCUGUAUCACGACGGUGACGGAGACGACUGUCCCGACAGCGGGUUCGUCAUGGCCUCCGGGCUGGACAGCCGACGGCCGGGCGUGCAGUGGUCGGCCUGCAGCGCGGCGGCCGCUCGUCGGCUCUGGCCCGGCUGUCUGCGGGAGGCCGGCGCGCCGCCGCCACCGCCGCCGCCGUCCCUGCCCUCCCUGGAUGGCCAGUGUCAGCUUCAGCUGGGCGACCCCCUGGCCACCUCCGGCACCGACCCCGACCCCUGCCGGAGGCUGACCUGUCAGACGGCUGCCGUGCGCGCGAUCCGGGACUCGCUGCUCGACGCAGCCGAUCUGGAGCGGUACAGCGACCUGCUCAGUCCGGGCCCCGCUCUGGAGGGCUCGGUGUGUGGGUCGCGCAGCGUCUGUCGCGCCGGCCGGUGCGCGCCCUGCGUCGGGCCCUGCGCCGCGCAGGAGGGCAGCUGGUCCGGCUGGGAGCCGCUCGGCGGCUGCCUGUCGCCCUGCUACCCCGGCUCUCUGGGUGUGCAGACCUUCACCCGGCGCUGUGUGGGUGCCGAUCCGUCCCGAGCUGCCCACUGCGCGGCCGGCCCGACUGUGCGCCGGGUGCUGUGUGCGCCGCGCUGCCCGCGCCUCCGCCACUGGGUGUGGGACGCGCGCCGCGUCUGCCGGCGGUCGGACCCGGCUGCCGAGCCGCUGAGGGUGCGGCACGAUGCGGCGCGGCCGGCCGCCGCCUGCGCCGUGCGCUGCAGGAAGGACGCAGACGGCGGGCAGCUCUUCUGGUGGCCGACCGAGGUGUUCUUCGGAACGGAUGCUAGCGGCGACGGGCCGUUCCUACCGGACGGGACGCUCUGCCACCGUGACGACGGGGUGAACUUUUACUGUGUCGAGCACCGCUGCACUCCUCAGACGGAGGCAUUGUACUUGUAG
Molecule: messenger RNA, 1458 nt
Organism: Amphibalanus amphitrite
Lineage: Eukaryota; Metazoa; Arthropoda; Thecostraca; Balanomorpha; Balanidae
Product: A disintegrin and metalloproteinase with thrombospondin motifs 7-like
Exons: 2
Coding region: 1-1458 (485 amino acids)
Biological process (GO): extracellular matrix organization; proteolysis
Cellular component (GO): extracellular matrix
Molecular function (GO): metalloendopeptidase activity
Source: RefSeq, a predicted model, not a curated record